GUAGCGCGACGGAUAGACGACCAUCGAUUUCGACUUCGAUCCCCGGAUUCCCUCUCGUGCCGUUCUCCAUAUGGAACACCCCGAGUUCCCCUUGGAGCGGGCUCACCCGUCGCUGGACUCUCGCGAGGAUGCCGUGAAGUUUUGGUGAAGUUUCCCCUUUCAUUCGGUGUUAUAGCGAAGCGCCAUCCGUGAAUAUAUACACUUCGGUUACGCGGACAUGUCGCCGUUUCUUCUUCUGUGCUCGGCAACGCGUUGAGGAACCAAAAAUGAAGUUUGAGUGCGUCGUGAAGUCUCGGUGAAGGGAGUCGACUUUGAGGGAAGUGCAGACAAGACGGAUUACUGUGGAUUCGAAAGGUGUCAGGAAGAAUCUUACUGUUGCGGAAUUUUUUAAUAAUAUAUUGUCCGAGCGGGGAAGAAAUGUCGAGUGAAAGCGGUUGAGGUAGAGGCAUCGUCGUGUUGAAAGUGCCACUGGGUAUGACGGACACUUCCACGUUUGGAGCUUGUGCCGCUGAUGCUGAACACCUCGUAAACGUGCGCAAAAGUGGACAGCUUUCAACUAUAUCGCUGACAUCUGAUUAGCCAUAGCCCCUUUUCGGCGAAAGAACUACAGUUAUCCACAUUUGGUGCUAUUAGUUCAGAAACUUCUGGCUCUACCAUAUCUCGUCACAACGCGGAGACAGGAAAUCUUGUUUGCGGUGACAAUAUCGAAGCAUAUAGUCUGGCAAGAUUACGCAAGUGCCCGGCUGUGGACAAGAAGAUUACCUAGUGGGGCUCGUGAAAGCUUGCUCCAUCUUGGGCGUUCCUAUUCGUUGUUAAGCUCUUUGCGUAACUCCAGUCAAUGAAAUAUGAGAGCGGCUUCGAAACCUCAUAUUGCUGCGGUCUGCAAGAAGAAGGACUAGAACAACAUUGGCAGGAAAGCGCUCGCAAUUUUCCUGUGGGUGCCACAGCAUAGAAGACAAAUUGUCCGGCCAACGCUGAAAUAGCACCAGGCUACGGAAAUAUCACUGCGCUAGAGGCCGUUUAUCAUACUACUCUGAACGUGUCUGGAUACCACGUGGACAAAGCCAUUUGAUAAAGUACGCCAGAGGAAAGUGUCACCGCACGUGGCAGUACACCGCAAAAACCCUGGCAGGCUGUCGCCUUAGCACCGUAACAGACUAGACGUUUCUGCCCCAUAUACCUUGAGCUCAAACCCCACGACUCUGGAAGACAAAGCGAGGAAUUACUUCCCCAAUCCUUCGGCAAGAUUCCGACUCUGCAUAUACCACAUAUCAGCAGCACUUUUCUGCGGCUACUUUUUAGCGCGCCUUUUUCCCCUCUCUCGUAUAUCUCGAGACCAAUAUUUUAUUACCCUUCAUACCGUCAUCUUCGUACCUCUAUAUUACCCAAACGAGUGAUCGCCCAUUAAAUAUCGCAGCCACCGCACCUCUUCGGCUCCAUCUACACGUAGCUGGACUUCGUGCCUCCUUUCCCCCCAGUGCCAUCCGUCCCUCGUGUGAUACCCACUUUAGCGUAGACCUCUUUCCACCAAGGAACACACCCGUGAUAUCCCCGUGGCAUCCACUUCGGAGACCCACGUUCAGGGGUCCUACCCGGGAGCUGCGCAUCCCGCCACGACGGUGUCGACGGCGAGCGAUACUACCCAGUGGCAGCCCCAGGCGGCUGCCGGCGGUGGUGGAUUAGUCGGAACCAUAGAUUCGAACGGGACCUCGACGGACAAAGAGGGGAUUCCCAGGGCUGGUUUGGACAAGUGGUGGUCCGACGCCUGGCUCAAGGCCGGAGCUCCGCAGUUGGUUGAGGUGGGGGCCCUCGAAGGGCCCCCAACUUUGGCGGGUGCACCUCCGCCACCGCCUCUUGUGGUGAGCCCCCCCGGUAGACUGCCGGGAGAGCUGCCGCCCUGCGUCCUGGUGCUGGGAUCUCCCAGGCUUCCGCCAAGGUUUUCGCACAUGGUCCAGCCCCAAAUGGCGUCGUCGUACCCGCAGUACGCGACCCAAAAUGGCGCCGAACGGGCCGACGGCAAGGACACCUCCUUCACGGUGCCCCUUGUCACAACCAAUGGGGUGGAGCAGCAGACGAUCGUGAAACAGAAACUGGCUGACGCCAGCGCUGCCAUGCGCAUGCGCAUUGCUUACCUCGACCAACCAGCCACUCUCGAAGCCAGGGACCUCAACGCAUCUGCCGACAAACAGACAGAUUUAGAACCAGACGGCAAUGCAGUGGCCACGUCGGCUGCAGGCGUGGUCCUUCCCGGGGGAACGGUGGCCACGACAGCUGUCGUGGGCCAGCCAGGUGGAGUUGUUGCAGACGCAGCCAAAGUGGGACAGCCAAAACGCCUCCACGUCUCCAAUAUUCCCUUCAGGUUUCGGGAUCCAGACCUCAGGCAACUCUUCGGGCAAUUCGGUGCCAUCUUGGACGUGGAAAUAAUCUUCAACGAGCGCGGCUCCAAGGGUUUCGGUUUUGUAACGUUUGCGACCAACGCGGAUGCAGACCGGGCACGGGAGCAGCUGAACGGCACAGUGGUUGAAGGAAGAAAGAUUGAGUUUCAGCAUGGAAAAAUAGUGAACAAUGCGACUGCCAGGGUUCAGACGAAGAAGACUCCGACAAUCCCCAAUGGCCACUCCCUUUCAGAAACCCAGCCGGCUGAUCACGUGCGCCACCUAGCGUUGGCGGCCUUGCGGGGCGUUGCGAUUCAGAGGGGCCGGGCGCGGGGCGCGGCUGCUGCUGCCGCCCCUUUCGCCACCGCCUUUGCAAGACACCCCUCGCCACUAACCGCGGCCGCGGCUGCCACGGCCCUGCAUGGUUACACUCCGGUGUAUCAGGACCCCUUCUUAGCGUACGCAGGGGCUGAAAGGUACCAGUUACCGGCAACAUAUGCAGCAAGCGCAGCCUACACGGCAGCAGCGGCACGAAGCUACGCAGCCGCAGCAGCCGCGGCACAACCGGCAGCAGUGGCGUCCUACACGGCGGUCGCAGGAUCUCCUUCACUGUACUACAGUUACGGACGCGAGUACGCAGAUCCUUACUUGGGACACAGCAUCGGACCCGUGGCAGGUUACGGAGCUGCAGUCUACCGGAGCGGCUACAAUCGCUUCACGCCGUACUGAGGCAUUCUCGGCAUCCACUUUUGUACCACAGCCCCCUCUCUUACCACUGGGAGAAGACUGCCGCUACUCUGACGAUUUGCAGCUGACUGGGGACCCGAACCUCCAGCAUUUUUUUUUUUUUUUUUCCUGAGUUUUCUUCUCCAGCUGCGUCCCGCCCCAAAGCCCCACAUUGCCGCCCCGUUCCCAAAGAAACACCGGCGGCCACCUGUGUCAUCAUUUUUUAUUUAAUGGCUUUUAGUCGUUGUCUCAGCAUUUCCCCCUCUGGUCCCGUUCCGAGCCCACCACCAUCCUCCUCAUCCCCUUAGCCAUUCAUUUCCCAGAAAAUCUGUGUGUUCUUAGUAGAGCCGACUUUCUACCUCCUCUCCCGAUGUCGUCGUGGGCUCCGAAUCGUUCACGUCCCCCCUCCCCCCCUUUUUAUUUCUGAGUCGUGCAGUCCGAGCGUGCGUGCGCACUGUCACGUUAUCGAAGACAAAAUACUCUUAAAUCAAACGCACAUUUGUACAUAAUUUAUUGCACACGCUCCGAAGCUCAAGUUGUGGCUCUCUCCCUCUCUCUCCCUCUUCACUCGUGGACCUCCUUGGUUUCUUUUUUUUUAUAUAUAUAUAUAUAUAUUUUCGUUGUAGUUGUCACUCGUUUUGUAUGUCGCUUUAUCUCAUUGCGGGUUGCCGCCACUCCUCAUCACCCAUUGUGUCUAGUCAGAGCUGGGCUUACAUAUUCGCUUUGCCUCGAGGUGAAAACAAAAGUAAUCCCUCGCAGUAACUCGUUUUUAUCGAAUAGGGUUCUGACAAAAUUUUGAGCAGUUCUUUUCCCGGCGGAUCGACAGCGGACACCGUCGGCUCUCGUGGUCGUGGAAUUAGCGUAGAUUUUUGUCAAGCGUCUGCCUGGCACGAAGGAGUUGUGUACAUAGGACUUUUUUUUUCUCUCUCUCUCUCUCUCUCUCUGUUCUUGCAUCUGGUAUAAAGAUGCCAGCCAUGAAGUUUGAUAAGCGAUCGUUACCUCUCUCUCAUCGUCUGGCAUGGUGGGGUUUCCUAGGGGAGUCGCUCCCAUGGUCUGUGCGUGUGUCGUCCUGACUUGAGUCAUGUGCAACAUUUUUUCUUCUUCUUCUUUCUGUCUCGCGAGAGUCUCACACCACCUGCAGGUUUCCUCCCUUUGAACUCGUGGGGGGGCGCGGCGUCUCGCGGGAACCUCGGAGGCGAAGGAAGGAAAUGUGGCGUGUUCCUCGCGUCUUCCUCGGCAAAAGAGAGAACGAGUCAUAAUAUGGAGGUACGUGGGACACGAGGCACACGAUAAACAAAAAAAGGGAGAAGCGGUGAACUCCCGAAUUAGAAAGGAAAAAAAAAAGAGCGACGAGACUUUGCGGAGCAUGACGCGUAAAAGAGAGUUGAAACGCAACUGUUUUGUCGCACGUUCCCCCCCACCUUUUCAGUGCAGCUAAUGGGUGCGGAGUCGCAAAUUUUUUUUCGCUUGUGUAUGUUUUUUGUGAGUGCAGAAAAGUAUCCAUUGACUGUUAGCAACUCUUAGAUAUUUCUGCUCUCUUCAGCACCUUGCAUAGUGGUUAUUUCUUUCCGUGCCUUCUGAGACUACCUUUUAGUGACGACACCUUUUUCCAAAACGACCUUUUCCCCUGCGUUCCUACGAGCAUUCCUUCCCGAGCCAAUUUUUUUUUCUUCUUUACGGCGCAAAUUAGAAUGCUUUCUUUUUGUAAUCUUUUCCUGCGUUCUUUUAAAUGUCGUCUCUCCGUUUCUCGUCGCCAUCGACCUGGUCGUGUCUCGUAGACUUCUUGGGCCAACCAGCGUCACUCGCAGAUGAGAACUUCGGGUUUUGAUACGAAAAGAAAGUUUGUCUAUAAUGUAAAGUUUUUUUGUUUUUUUCUGAUUUUGGUUUUUCUUCGGAAGGACAGUUGCCGUGUCGUCGGUGAACCACAUUUUUGGAACCAUGUCUUCUUUAUUUCUUCGAAAUUCAUGGAGUUUGUUUUCCUCGUGGGUGUCGUAACGUGCUUGGCCGUUGUGCGUGGAUCACAUGCACUCGUGGGAACUCUCGUUUGUGUGCACAUCAUGAAAAGUUUCACUCAUCGGUGAAUGUAGGGUUUGGGCGUGCCUGGUCUUUCGCGUAGAUAGUAUUACACGUGUCGCGAGAAUGUUGCCCUGUCACCCCCCCACUACCUUUUUUUUUUGUUUUUUUUAAAGGAUCUUUGUGCAUUUGUUUAAACCCACGACGAAUCUCUUUGUAAUUUAUCGGAACACUCGCUGUAUUAUGUUGAGAGGUCUCAGUGUCGAAACUUGUAUUGGUUAAAAUAAAUGACAUACAAUCUGUAA
Messenger RNA from Ornithodoros turicata, 5419 nucleotides. Its product is annotated as RNA binding protein fox-1 homolog 3-like. The record is from RefSeq and is a predicted model, not a curated record. Gene Ontology annotation, cellular component: cytoplasm; nucleus. Gene Ontology annotation, molecular function: mRNA binding. Bases 1947 to 3104 code for a protein of 385 amino acids. Gene Ontology annotation, biological process: regulation of alternative mRNA splicing, via spliceosome; nervous system development. The transcript is spliced from 14 exons. Lineage: Eukaryota; Metazoa; Arthropoda; Arachnida; Ixodida; Argasidae.